Leptosia nina is the source of this 2406-nucleotide messenger RNA. The record is from the annotation of a GenBank genome assembly. NCBI's taxonomy places the organism in Eukaryota, Metazoa, Arthropoda, Insecta, Lepidoptera, Pieridae.
AUGUUGUUUAAACGGAUCAUCGAAGGAAAGUCGGUGUUGAACGCCGAGGUUAAAAAGGAUAAGUCUCCAGAGAAAUGUUCUAGAAGGAAAUCGGAAUGCGACGGUUGUGGAGAACACUCCACUAUUCUGGAGGAACUGAUGAAGAUGGUACUGCUCGGCGUCGUGCUAUGGGCGGGAGUGACUUUCGGGAGUCAUGUUGCUCCUUACCCUUUGAAUUUGAUUGUUACUACAGAAUUCUACCAUCCACCUCCGAUGUACGACUUCCCUUUUCCAAGUGCUCAAAUGCUCAAGAGACUGCCGCCUAUAACAUCAGCUAACACCAACAAGUCGAUCAGUAUUAGCAAGAUGACGGUGGCGAUGCUUGAACGCUUGGAAGAGAACUUGGAGGUGUCAGGGAUAAAGCCGAAACAAGGUUCCGCAGCGCAGGGUCUCGCGAUAAGCGGGUAUCCUUCUAAUGACGCCAUGAAAUACGAAAAGUCAUCUAUGACCAUCACGAAAGCUUCUCAAAAUCUUGUUUGGACUCGUUGCACAAGAUACGGUUUGGCGAAUGACGAGUGUGCGAGCUUCAUAAGUACUCUAAACUUGCGCGAGAGUGAAUUUGGUGGCGAGUGUGCUCAGUUAGAAAGGUUUACGUGUCGCACAAACAAGAUGUCAUCUCGUUACCGCACUUUCGACGGUUCCUGUAAUAACCCUGUGCGUUCUUCAUGGGGCCAGGCUCUUACUGGCUACAAACGGCUCCUUCAUCCAAGAUAUGCAGAUGGUAUAGAGGAGCCGCGUAAAGCCUUGAGUCACAAGGAUUUGCCCUCAGCUCGUCUUGUUAGCACUAGGCUGGCUGAUAAUUUGGAUGUGCCCAAUGAAAAGAAGACCAUAGCGUUGGCUGUCUGGAGUCAGUUCGUCUAUCACGACCUGGUUCAUACUCCAAUAAGGAAAACAAUUCAUACGGACCAAACCAUCAGAUGUUGCGACACCUCUGGCCUGCAUCUCACUCCGCGAUACCUGCAUCCCAGCUGUAUGCCUAUUUCAGUGCCCGAUCAAGAUCCAGUUUUCAAAGAGAAGUACGUCACCUGUAUGGAGUACACGAGGUCGGUGACAACUUACAGAGGAGAUUGCACCUUCGGAGCUGCGGAACAGAUGAACCAAGCUACGCAUUUUCUGGACGGAUCCCACAUCUACGGUUCAAACAGUCGUGAUGCAGCCGCCUUAAGGGAAAAGACUGGUGGCCUGCUGAAGACAUCCAAUAUUGAUGACGAGGAGUUGUUGCCCUUGGUAGCAAACCCAUCAGAAAAGUGCCUCGUUAAUCGCAAUGACGCUGCUUGCUUUAACACGGGAGACGUCCGUGCCAACAUGCACCCAUGGCUGACUGCGAUCCAUGCCCUGUUCGUUCGGGAGCAUAACCGUAUAGCCAGAAACCUAGCUAACCUAAACCCUGGCUGGAAUUCAGACAAAUUGUACCACGAAGCCAGAAGAAUCGUGGUGGCUGAACUUCAACAUAUUACUUAUAAAUACUGGCUGCCUGCUCUUACUGGAAAAGUAAUCGACGAGUUGUAUGACAGUUAUGAUGUGGGUUAUAAUUCUGAUGUGGACCCCACCAUAACCAACUCAUUCGCUACUGUGGCUUUCCACUUCGUGAACAGCCUCCUCGACCAAGAUAUAGAGCUUCUUGAUGAGAACGACAAUGUGACGUUACACCGCUUAAAACACUCUUACUUCAAGCCAGAACUAAUUGCUAGAAAGGGGGGUUUGGAAAAGGUGCUCAGGGGCAUGAUCAGUCAAAAGGCACAGGACUUGGACUUCAAUUAUGAUGAUGAUCUACGUAACCACUGGUUGGGUGGUCUCGACGUAUUGGCAGUGGACGUUCAGCGUGGAAGAGACCACGGUCUACCUGGCUAUGCGCAGUACCGUAGUUUGUGCGGCCUCCCCGUUGCAACCAGCUUCUCUCAUCUCACUGACGUCAUUCCUCAAGAAACUGUGGAGAAAUUGUCCCAAGUAUACGAGCAAGUUGGCGAUAUAGAUCUCGUAGUUGGAGUGAUGGCCGAGACACCGCUACCUGGCUCCUUGAUAGGACAGACUGCGACGUGUUUCCUACGUGAACAGCUAUGGCGAACACGUUCAGGCGACCGUUACUUCUACUCACACACGCACGAGGCAGGUAGCUUCUCAAAACGUCAGAUGGCGGAAAUCAAACGAGCAUCCCUUGGACGUCUUAUGUGCGAUAAUCUGGAGAUAACUGCUAUACAACGAGACGUAUUCCAGCCUCCUAGCGACAGCAACUCCCUUGUAUCCUGUCAUGAGAUAAAGAAAAUAAACCUUGAAGCAUGGCAAGACCCGUCGGAACAACCAGACAUUCUCACACGCACCAAUACCUGGCUCAAAAACAAAGUUGCCAGCUCAAACUCCACUAAGUAG